Castor canadensis (American beaver) is the source of this 1179-nucleotide messenger RNA. RefSeq names its product protease associated domain containing 1 (gene Pradc1). The record is from RefSeq and is a predicted model, not a curated record. NCBI's taxonomy places the organism in Eukaryota, Metazoa, Chordata, Mammalia, Rodentia, Castoridae.
CGGCUACAUGAGCAGGCGUCAGAGCCAAUCAACCGUAGACUUCGUUCUCGUCCACCAACCAGCGGGGAGAGCGGGUCUGUGGGCGGGAGGCCGGAGCAGCUGUCAGGCUAAAGUCCGGCGAGCUAAGAGCGGCGGGACGGCGGAGGAAACGCGGCGCCCGACAGGGCCCUGGAAAUGGUCCCCGGAGCCGCGGGCUUGUGUUGUCUCGUGCUUUGGCUCCCCGCGUGCUUCGCGGUCCACGGCUUACGCAUCCAUGAUUAUUUAUACUUCCAAGUGCUGAGCCCCGGGGACAUUCGGUACAUCUUCACAGCAACACCUGCCAAGGACUUUGGUGGUAUCUUUCAUACAAGGUAUGAGCAGAUUCACCUUGUCCCUGCUGAACCUCCAGAGGCUUGUGGGGAACUCAGCAACGGUUUCUUCAUCCAGGACCAGAUCGCUCUAGUGGAGAGGGGGGGCUGCUCCUUCCUCUCCAAGACACGAGUGGUACAGGAGCAUGGUGGGCGGGCCGUGAUCAUCUCUGACAACGCUGUUGACAAUGACAGCUUCUAUGUGGAGAUGAUCCAGGACAGUACCCAGCGCACAGCUGACAUCCCUGCCCUCUUCCUGCUCGGUCGAGAUGGCUAUAUGAUCCGCCGCUCCCUGGAACAGCAUGGGCUGCCAUGGGCCAUCAUUUCCAUCCCAGUCAAUGUCACCAGUAUCCCCACGUUUGAGCUGCUGCAACCUCCCUGGACCUUUUGGUAGAAGAGUUGAUCCCACAUUCCAGCCAUAAAUGACACUGGGCUGAGAAAGCAAAACCCAGGAAUUCUGCUAUCUGGAAUGUGGUAACAGCAUCUGGGAACAAGUGAAGCCAGGCAGAGGAAAAGGGCCUUGGCCAGGCUAGGGAAGGGAAGCCUCACCACUGGCGUUCCCUUCCCCAUGGCCUCCAAGGAUAUCUGUGGCUGCAGGAAGAAGCAAGAGCCAAGCCCCAGGUCUUCGGGCUACAAUCUGGAACAAAAGGAGUUAUAGGCAAGCAGCCCAAGUCAUCUGUGACCUGUCACAUACCACCUGGUUCAGCUUCCCCCUCCCAGUCGCCUCAUAGUGACCUUCACAGCAGUUGCUGGAUGGCUUAAGGAUCUGGUGAUUGGGGACUUGAUAAAACCCUCACUGACUGUAGCAAUAAAGCCUCUCAUCGGGGUUGCA